Pocillopora verrucosa is the source of this 1705-nucleotide messenger RNA. RefSeq names its product guanine nucleotide-binding protein subunit beta-5. NCBI's taxonomy places the organism in Eukaryota, Metazoa, Cnidaria, Anthozoa, Scleractinia, Pocilloporidae. Gene Ontology annotation, cellular component: heterotrimeric G-protein complex; cytoplasm. The record is from RefSeq and is a predicted model, not a curated record. Gene Ontology annotation, biological process: G protein-coupled dopamine receptor signaling pathway; G protein-coupled receptor signaling pathway. Gene Ontology annotation, molecular function: protein binding; signaling receptor complex adaptor activity.
AAGAUCGUCGGUAAACAUACAAGAUGGCGGCAAGCUCAUCUUCAGAAGAAUCGCUCGCCUCGCUCUGUAGGGAAGCGGAGCAAUUGAAAGUGAAGAUAGAUGAAGAGAAGCAGAAGGUUAACGAUCUUCAACUAAAAGAUGUUGCUCAGAGAGUGGACAACCUUCUCCACUCACCUCUCAAAGUUCGCAGAAUUCUGAAGGGUCAUCAAGGGAAGGUGCUCUGUUUAGAUUGGGCACAGGACAGACGUCACCUUGUCAGCAGCUCACAGGAUGGAAAAGUGAUCGUCUGGGAUGGAUUUACAACUCACAAGGAACAUGCUAUUUCCAUGCCAACAACAUGGGUCAUGGCUUGUGCUUAUUCACCGACAGGAACCAUGGUUGCUUGUGGGGGACUUGACAACAAGUGUUCUCUGUUUAAAUUGAGCUUUGAUGAUGAUGCUGCCACUAAGAAACAAACUGUUGCUAUGCACACCAGCUACAUGGCUUGCUGUACAUUCACAAACUCAGAUCAACAGAUAUUGACUGGCAGUGGAGACACAACCUGUGCCUUAUGGGAUGUUGAGUCAGGACAGCUGUUGCAAAGUUUUCAUGGUCAUUCGUCCGAUGUGAUGAGCAUUGAUCUUGCACCUUCAGAGGGAAGGAAUAUAUUUGUUUCUGGUGGAUGUGAUAAAACUGCUCUUGUUUGGGACAUAAGGACUGGACGUUCUGUGAACUCAUUUCAAACACAUGAAUCUGACAUCAAUGGAGUAAGGUUUUACCCCAGUGGUGAAGCAUUUGGCACUGCUUCAGAUGAUGCAACAUGUCGUUUGUAUGAUUUAAGGGCAGAUCAUGAGUUAGCAGUGUUUUCUAAAGAACACAUUAUUUUUGGAGCAGCUGCUUUAGAUUUCUCAUUAAGUGGCAGAUUAUUGUUCACUGGGUAUCAUGAUUACACCAUGAAUGUCUGGGAUACUCUCAAGGCUGAGCAGCUGUCAGUGUAUUAUGCCCAUGACAACCGCAUCACAUGUCUAGAAGUAUCCCCAGAUGGGACAGCAGUUGGCACAGGAAGUUGGGACAACACUCUGAGAAUUUGGGCUUGAAUAAACCAGUGUUAUAUGAUUGUGCAGCCAUCCUUCAUCCAUCAUAAUAAGAGUUCACAGAUUUUGUUCAUGGUUUGAUGUAUAUUGCUGUUACUGAGCUGUUUGGCUUGUGAACCUCAGAAACUUCUAACCUGAUUUUAGCUUCGAGUAUCUACAUUACAGGUUUUGCAUAAAAAACAUUGUUAGUAUUAAUAUUUUAAGUGAAUCACUUUUUGUGCUUGUUACAAAAAUGCCAACUCAUUAAAAAAAGGAAGGUAUAAGGGUGUAGCAAAGCUGCAUCCAAGAUCACUAUGGCUGCAGACUGCAGGGAGAUUCAGGGGCAUGUGCAAGCAGAAGAAUUUUAUCACUGAAAAGCUGCUCACUUAUGUUCCUCAGCUUCCUUUACUUUGUCUGAAUACAAAUUUUAAGAUGUAUCAUGAGAAUUAUUUAAUGGAUUUUUAGGGUAAAAAUUUUCAUUUAGUAAUAUAUUUAAAAAAUUGAAAUAUGAUUUUAAGGUUAAUUUGAAGCAAAUUAUCAAGAUUUGAUUAACUAGAAUUUUCUAACUAAAUGAAAUGUAAAUAAGAGAAUGGUAAGGAACAAUUUUUGUCCAUAUACUCAAGAGAGAGUUUGUGUGAUGUGCACAAUUUGAC